Messenger RNA from Punica granatum (pomegranate), 2828 nucleotides. The record is from RefSeq and is a predicted model, not a curated record. NCBI's taxonomy places the organism in Eukaryota, Viridiplantae, Streptophyta, Magnoliopsida, Myrtales, Lythraceae.
GAAAAAUUAGGUGGGAGGGAGCGCACGGAGAGAAGAACAAUAGAAAAAGCACGAGAAAACCUCCUUUGACUCCAUUUUCAAUGCUUAGCUCUCCGAUCUCUCCUUCUCUCUCCCCCACCUUCGCUGGAGCUCUGUAGCCUCCGGUGAACGCCAUGAGCUCGGCGGCAGCUCUCCCGAUCUCCGCCUCGCCACUGCGGCUACGUCGUCUUCAGGUGUCGGAGCCUCGCAGAGGAGGGAGCAGAGCGGUGAGAACAGUCGCGCCGCCGAGAGCUGCGCCUUCGGACGGGAGACCACGCGGACGUAGCGAGGUUGUCGUCGUCGGCGACGGGAGCGACGAGUGGCCUGCCGUAAGGACUUCGAGACUGGACCUCGUGGAGGACAUCCGUGCACAGAUGAAGGCCUUGGCUCGUGCCGCCGAUGCUCCAGUUUAUAGCGCCGAUCGGCUCGAUUACAAGUACCGAUCACGACCUCUGGAGGUGGUGAGGAGAGCUCUGGAGGUAUUGAUAGCAUUGGGCUCAUUUGCAAUGAAGCUGUUGCUCGAUAAAAAAGGGGGCCGUGUGGAGCAGAACAAGCGAAAGCGAGGUGCAGAAUUUAGGAUGAUGUUUACUCGAUUGGGUCCAACCUUCGUCAAAAUAGGGCAGGCAUUAUCAACAAGGCCUGACUUAUGCCCUCCUGAGUAUCUCUCUGAGCUCUCCGAGCUUCAGAAUGCAUUGCCAACAUUCCCUGAUGCAGAGGCAUUUGAAUGCAUCGAGAGAGAGCUGGGACAGCCACUGGAUACAAUUUUCUCUUCAAUAUCUGCAUCCCCAAUUGCAGCAGCAAGUUUAGGGCAAGUUUAUAAGGCUCGAUUAAGACACUCUAGGCAGGUGGUUGCAGUAAAGGUGCAAAGGCCUGGCAUUGAAGAAGUUAUUGGACUUGACUUUCACCUUAUAAGAAGUCUAGGUUUUCUCAUAAAUAAAUAUGUAGACAUGGUGACAACUGAUGUCGUUGCUCUGGUCGAUGAAUUUGGACAUAGAGUUUAUCAGGAGCUCAACUAUGUGCAGGAGGGACGGAAUGCUAGGCGAUUUAAAAUACUUUAUGCUGACAAACAAGACAUCAUCGUCCCAGAUAUAUUUUGGGACUACACAAGUGCCAAAGUAUUGACAAUGGAGUGGGUCGAUGGAGUCAAAUUGAGUGACCUGGAAGCUAUUGAGAGGCAAGGUUUAAAUGUCUUAGAAUUAGUGACAACUGGUGUCGAGUGCACUCUCAGACAACUGCUGGAGUAUGGAUAUUUUCACGCAGACCCUCAUCCUGGUAAUCUCUUGGCAACACCGAGUGGAAAACUUGCCUUCCUAGAUUUUGGAAUGAUGAGUGAAACUCCGGAGAAGGCAAGAUUUGCUAUUAUCGGUCAUGUUGUUCACCUGGUAAAUCGAGACUAUGAAGCUAUGGCCCGUGACUAUUAUGCUCUGGAAUUCCUAUCACCUGAUGUGGAUGUUUCUCCAAUUGUACCGGCUCUCCAGAAUUUGUUUGAUGAUGCACUGAGUGCUACUGUGAGUGAACUUAACUUCAAAACAAUUGUGGAUGGUCUCGAUGUUGUCUUCUAUCAAUUUCCAUUUAAAGUGCCUGCAUAUUACGCGCUAAUAUUGAGGUCCCUUACCGUAUUAGAAGGCUUAGCUAUAUGUGUGGACCCAAACUUUAAGGCACUGGCAGCCUCAUAUCCAUACUUUGCUAAGAGGCUUCUCACUGAUCCAAAUCCAUAUCUAAGAGAUGCUCUGGUUGAGUUGCUGUUUAAAGAUGGAAGGUUCAGGUGGAAUCGGCUUCAAAACCUACUCGAACAGGGUAGAAAAGACAGAGACUUCUCCGCCAAAGAGGCCUUACAACCUGUUCUGCAACUGUUAGUUGGUCCAGAGGGUGAAGAGCUCCGGGUUUUGGUUAUAGAGGAAUCUGUUCAUAUCGUAGAAGCUAUUAUCUUAAGUUCUGCUGUUGAUGCAUACAAAUCAAUCCCUGAUUAUUUGCGGAUACCACUUUUUAUUGGCAAUCUGAGAGGUCUCGCUGCAAUGAGGGAUGGUGAGCUAGAAAGCAUGACCAAUCUUCGGGAUCAAGUGUUAAGAAUAUGGAAUCUUCUGCAAACCUCAGAAAAUUUUGACCCAGCCAUUUUGUUGCCAAUUUUACGGAUCCUUCAACAACCUGAGGCACACUAUUUAGGGGUAGGGGUCUUGGGAGGAGUUAUGCAGCGUCUUGCUGCUCGUAUGCUGCAACAGUUGCUGCAGACAUCCCCAUCGGCCACUCUUCCUGCCUCAACAUCCCAAUAGCUAAACAAUUUGGGGAAGUUAGAACCGAGGUGCUGUUUACAGAAGCAUGAUUUGUGCGUGCACAUGUUGGUAUAUAUAUGUAGUCGAAGCUAGAAAUUGCUGCUUCUUCUUAGGUAAUCACCAUAAUCACCGCUUCCCUUUCAACACUGGUUGGCUUCUGAAACCCCAUUGUCAAUAGUGAUGUUUUGUCAGCCCUUUCCAAAAUCUAAUCAUUUUUAUUUCAACCGCGGAAAAUGUCUCAGCGAUAUUUAUUGAUAUGUGGAGUUAGAAGAGACAUUUCAACUGAAAAUUAGAAUAGUUUUUCUUGAAUCGGGGUUGGUCGAGAUGUUCGUAUUUCUUGUUGACUUCUGAGGGCUUGGGUUCAAAUCAUUGCUUUUUGCCCAUUAGCAUUGGGGUUCCCUGCGGUUACAAGUUGUCGUUCUCAGAAGUUAGCACUGAUUAAGACUCUGUUUGAGAAGUAAAAAAUUUUGCUUAAUUUAAUUUGUUACCAGACAAAGGGGGCCGAUAUUUUGAAGGAGGAGGGACUCACCAGUUGCCUUU